AUGAAAUUCACACACAUCUCAGCCUUUACAAUUGCAGCCUUGGCCACCAGUGUCCAUGCCAUUUUGCCACAACCCAGCGAGACAAUCGAAUCUGUUGAUCCAAGUUCAAGUCUAAAUAGCCAAAGUGUUCCACAAGCAACAGGUGGUCCGGAAUUUCCGAGUACUUCGACAACUCAAGGUCCUGGCGGCAGUCAAGGCGAUCAUUCAAACCAAACUCCCGGAGCUCGUCUAAAGUCUUAUGAUCUCAGUGGGACUUUACGUGGUAUUGGAAAAAAACACAAAUCUGGUCAUCAAAAAGCCAAAAAGCACCAAAAUCAACGAGGUGGCUCGAUUGAUUCACUAUUGAUGUUAGUUGUAAAUACACCGGGAUUUUUACAAAUGAGCUAUCAAGGUGGUGCUCAUGGAUCCACAUAUCUUUCUGGAGAAAAUUCAAGGCAGCAUCAACGUAUUGGUAAAGCAAUACUGAAAGGCAUAAAUUCUAGAGUACACCCCGAAGUAAAAGAUUUUAGAGAAAAGUUAUCUAAAUAUUGGCUUGCUCUUGGAAGAUAUGAAGCAUGGGUUCGCAAUAUUUUAGAUUGUCUUCAAAGAUUUAAACCCAGCGAACUAGUAUCCAAUUUUAUCGAGGAGCUUGCAGAGAUUUUGAAAAAUAUUUUGGAGGCGAUCGGAAAGUUUAAAAAGGGGAUUUAUCGGGAAGUCUCCAGCCUUAAUAAGGAUUCAAGUCUGCUCAGGAAUACGAUUGACAGUAUAGAGAUGCUGAUAAGUCAAUUUACGGGCGGUCAAAUGAGUGUACAAGAACCCUUGAUAGAACUGUUCGAGCGUUAUGGUGAGGUUGACUGGUACGAAACAUAUCUUGAGAGAGAACUCAACUCAUGGCUCGAAGGUCUUGGAUUAGUAAUGUUUGGAGGUAGUCCAAUUGGCAGAUCUACAGAAAGUCCAAACGGUGGAUAUGCAGAAAAUCCAAACGAUGGAUAUGCAGAAAAUCCAAGCGAUGAACAAAAUCCAAGCGAAGAGAAUCCAAGCGAUGAACAAAAUCCAAACAGCGGAGAUAAUGUAGACGAUGAACAAGAUGUAGACGAUGCAGUAAUCUAUGGAUCAAGUGGUGAUACAUACAUGCAGUAA
Molecule: messenger RNA, 1119 nt
Organism: Batrachochytrium dendrobatidis JAM81
Lineage: Eukaryota; Fungi; Chytridiomycota; Chytridiomycetes; Rhizophydiales
Exons: 2
Coding region: 1-1119 (372 amino acids)
Source: RefSeq, a predicted model, not a curated record